UUAGUGUUUAUGUAAUAUUGAAGUGAUGUUUGUUGUGAUAACACGUGAAGAGUGACUCCAACUCAUAAACCAUUGAUUAUCUGUUUAUUUAUUUAUUUAGAUUUUUUCGGUAAUCACUUCUCAAAAAAGUCACUUAUUUUGACCACAAAUAACUGUUUUAUGUGGAUAUCGACUGACAUCCACUGUCGCCAACACAACCAACACGUCUGAAGCCAUGGAUGUCAAUGAAGAUUACAAGUCAAGUGUCUUGAGGUUAUUGUCGACAACGACAAGUGAUUUAAAGUCAUUAAUGUCGUAUGAUUUCCGAUUGUCACUGUUUGCCAGUUCACUCAACAGCUACCGAUGCGAUUCAAUACUUAAGCCGUUUCCUAAUCAUUAUAUCAGUGAAGACAAUGAGAAACAAUUUGAUUUAGUGAAAAGAGAUUUGAAUUCAAUUCCGUCUUUAGUUGAGUUGCAGAGCGGAUACCAGAUGUCAGAUAAUUGCUGGCGACUUCUUCAUUGGGUUAUGACUUGUGGACAGUUUAAACUUGUUGUCCGAUCAGUAAAUUCACCCGAUUUACCACAAGAAUUAACAACUUUGAUGAAUGCCAAUCAAUUGGCACUGAAAUUCAAGCCAUCACUUGUAUUUGAAGUUAUCUCACAACCGAAGCGAUCGUUUGUUGAGUCCCGACAACGUUACGGAACUUUUUGUGCAUUUCAUGGGUCGUCGACCGAAAAUUUUCAUUCAAUAUUAAACAAUGGUCUCAUUAAUUGUCUUAAUAAAAGAGACCUUUACGGGUCGGGAACAUACAUAACAUCCCGUAUAAGUGUUGCCAUUCAAUUCUGUCCAUUUGUUUUCGGGUGGAAUAAGUCAUCGCUCGGUAAAGAACUUAGUUGUUUGGCUGUUUGUCAAGUGAUCAAACAUCCCGACCUAAUGUCACAAAGUUCAAAUGGUGUACCAAAUGAUUAUUAUGUUAUACAAAAUGAUGAUUUGCUUCAUGUGUCCCAUGUUUUGGUUUAUUGUAAAAAUCGCAUAAAAAAUAAUUUACACCAAAAUGUCAUUACUUCAAUGAUUUCCAAACAUACUUCUACAGUGUUAAGUUCAAGUAAUAGUAAUCCUACGCCAAAAAACACCGGUUCUUCGAGUGGUACUUCCAAUUGCACGCCGUAUAGGAAUAAUGAAGUUCGCAGUGUUUUGCUCUAUGGAGUGCCUAUUAUUGCAUUAGUCAUGGAUUCACAAGAAAGGCUAUGUUUGGCACAGAUUUCAAAUACAUUAUUAAAAAACUUUAGUUAUAAUGAAAUUCACAACAGACGUGUGGCACUGGGAAUAACAUGUGUACAGUGCACUCCCGUACAGUUAGAGCUGCUUAGAAGAGCCGGUGCAAUGCCAGUGUCGUCCCGAAGAUGCGGAAUGAUUACCAAACGAGAGGCCGAGAGAUUAUGCAAAUCAUUUUUGGCUGAAACAGCACCGCCUAAAUUGCCCGACACUUUCGCUUUUGAUAUCUAUCAUCAGUGCGCAUGGGGCUGUAGAGGAGAGUUUACCCCUUCGCGAUACAACAGUUCGCGUGCCAAAUGUAUAAAAUGUGUUUAUUGUGGACUCUUUUUUUCGCCAAACAAAUUCAUUUUCCAUUCGCACCGUUUGCCUGACUCCAAGUACAUACAGCCCGACGCCGCCAACUUUAAUAGUUGGAGACGACAUAUUAAACUUAUAUUAAGUCCUGAGCCUCCCGAUGAAGUAGCAUUUGCGUGGGAAGACGUGAAGGCAAUGUUCAAUGGGGGAAGUCGUAAGCGUGCGAUGGCUGCCGGUCUAAGCUGUAGUAGUUCUCGAAACGUCAACUCCUCUCAGGAUUAUUUAAAAAGACAAACCAUUAGUUCUUCAUCGCCUGAAAGUAAUCACUCUCUGACACCAAAUACAACAAUGAGUGAUAGUUUGUCUCCAAAGAGCACCACAAAUGUCGGACCGACUUAUUUUCCGUUAAUAUCUUUACCAAAUAAAUCCUAUUCAAUGCCAUCAACGGCUCAAUUCAAUGCUAACCCAUCGAUACAAUCGCCACCAAUAAAAUCUCUGUCGACAAGUAAUUCAACAGAUUUCAGACAAAGCUUUGCUGAGUUCAUGUGGAUCGGCUCAGGAAAGUCACCAGCACUUCAUAUACCAUACAGUUGUCUUUUAUGGCCGCGACCACCUACUGGUGCACUGGAGUUUGGAGCUCAUGAAGUCAGCAGAAAUAAACUGUUUGGUGGUAACGAUACAAACUCUUUCAUGUUUUCGCAACAACAUAGAGAUCAUCUUUGGUCUCAAGAAAGUCUUCAUGAAAGUAGAGACACUAAUAAUAACACUACGGCAUCACAAGCCAGUCAUUCGUCAGCAUUUAAACCGGUUGUAUCUAAGAAUAUUAUUGGUAAUGUUUCGCCAGUUGGUCGUCAUAUAGAUGGUGUAGUCAAGAGUCCCGAUACUAAUAACUUUUCACCGCAACCGUCACAAUCAAACAGUGAUCCGGAUGUCGAUAUUGUCGGCGAAGACUGCGAUGACUCACAGCAAAUGAUGUCACAGAAAGAGGAAAAUCAUGUCAUAAAUUGCGAUAUUAAUGACAGACAAAACAUUGUUGUCAACAGAAAGAGUAAGAGCUAUCAUAUAUCAGACAAUGAAGUGAACGGAAGUGAUAGGAAAAGGACUAAAUUGGAGGCAACUGUUAGCAGACAUGAAGAUAUGACCUUAAAUUUUUUGGGCCAUCUUUCAGAGGGCACAAUAUGUGACGAUAGGAGUGGCAAAUCAAUGGCAAUCGAUUUGUGUAACAAUACGGCACUCGAUCUCAGAAAUAUGACAUCACUUUCAAGGGAUGAUUUGCACCAAAUAUUGUUAAAACAAUCUGAAGAUAAGCAUAAAUCUGAACGAGAAUAUGAUGUUAUGAGAGAAACUUUGGAACAACAGGUUAGGAAAGAGUUGAUAUACAGGGAAGAGAUGGCAAAACAAUUGCAUUUAGUAAGAGAAUCGCUUUGCCAAGAGUUAGAGCCACAAGAUUGGAGAUCCCGGCUCUCAGUUCAUCACAAACUUCAAUAG
Molecule: messenger RNA, 3037 nt
Organism: Oppia nitens
Lineage: Eukaryota; Metazoa; Arthropoda; Arachnida; Sarcoptiformes; Oppiidae
Product: SKI family transcriptional corepressor 1 homolog-B-like
Exons: 17
Coding region: 215-3037 (940 amino acids)
Biological process (GO): negative regulation of transcription by RNA polymerase II; negative regulation of BMP signaling pathway
Cellular component (GO): transcription regulator complex; nucleus
Molecular function (GO): RNA polymerase II cis-regulatory region sequence-specific DNA binding; DNA-binding transcription factor activity, RNA polymerase II-specific; SMAD binding
Source: RefSeq, a predicted model, not a curated record